UAUGAAUUUGCUUUCACCACAAAACAAAAGUUUAAUCCUAUUCUUUUUAUUCGCUGGAAUUGCAAUUAUUGCUAGUUUUUUUUUACUUGUUAUUGCAAUUACAUUCUUUCCUAUUACAAUAGGGAUAUUUAUAAUUGUUAAAUAUACUCCUGUAAGUAAAAUUAAUAUUAUUAGAUCAGGCACACUUUUACAAAAGUUUAUCAUAAAAUAUAUGACUAUUUGUUUUAUUAGAGUGAGAAACCUAGAAAAUUAUUAUGGGGAUUUAUUUAUGAUUUUAUGUGUGCAUAUUUCCCAUUAAAUAAAUGGAGAGCUAUGAAUUAUGGAUAUGCAUUAUUGAAUGAAAAUGGACGUAUUCUCAACAAUUUGGAUGAAUAAUAAGAAGAAGAAAGGUUUUGUAUCUAAUUAUAUCAUAUGGUGGCAACAAAUUGUUUGAAAUUAAAGGAUCUUCAAGGAAAAAGAGUAUUAGAAGUUGGAAGUGGAAGAGGAGGAGGAUUAUAUUAUAUUCAUUAAUCAUUAAAACCAGAAUAUUGUGUUGGUGUUGAUUAUUCUUAGAAUUAAGUUGAUUUUUGUAAGACCACUUAUAGAGAAAAUUAAAAAUUGAAUUAUUUACAAGGUGAUGCUGAAAAUUUAACUAAUUUAAAUAUAUAAACAUUUGAUUUGAUCAUCAAUGUUGAAUCAUCACAUUGUUAUGGCAAUUUUUAGAAGUUUGUGUAAGAAGUUACAAAAUUACUAAACACAGGAGGCUUAUUUAUUAUUACAGAUUUCAGAGCUAUCGAAGAAUUAAAAUAAUUUGAAUAAGACUUAUAAUCAACAGGAUUGGUAUAAGAAAUCAUUAUAUUGAUAGAAAUUGGAAACAAAAGAAGACAUAACUAUUAAUGUCCUUUAAGCCUUAAAAUUAGAUGAGAAGAGAAAAUAAUAAUGGAUGAAUAGACAUUGUGGAAUAAGUAAAUUCAAUUUAUAUUAUUAUUAUAGUUUUUAGAAGCUUCUUUAAUAAGUUUAGUGGUGUUUAAAGUUCUCGUAUUUUUUAGGAGUUAAGUGAAAGAAAAACACUAUAUCUAAUUUAUGCCUUAAGAAAGGUCUGA
Molecule: messenger RNA, 1082 nt
Organism: Paramecium pentaurelia
Lineage: Eukaryota; Ciliophora; Oligohymenophorea; Peniculida; Parameciidae
Source: the annotation of a GenBank genome assembly